Molecule: messenger RNA, 1598 nt
Organism: Pocillopora damicornis (cauliflower coral)
Lineage: Eukaryota; Metazoa; Cnidaria; Anthozoa; Scleractinia; Pocilloporidae
Product: proton-coupled amino acid transporter 1
Biological process (GO): amino acid transmembrane transport
Cellular component (GO): vacuolar membrane
Molecular function (GO): L-amino acid transmembrane transporter activity
Source: RefSeq, a predicted model, not a curated record
GCCUCCUCUUCACAUGUGGCAGUUUUUUGUUUUAGCAGAAAUUCGUCGUUUGAUCAAACUGAACUGCGAGUUGGUAAAAAAGCGAUUCAAAGCCAAUGGCUGGGAGUGAAGAGAAAAUACCUCUAGUUCAGGGAUCAAACAGUAAGCUAGAAAAUGGCCAGGACAAUCAAACUGCGACAUCCAACGCUUCGACUCACAUCGGUAAAGGAGAUGACAGUUCACUCUUUGUCGGCGGGCAAGACGAAGAACAUUUAUACGACUUCGCAAGUGAAAGCACCGGCCCUGCUGCAUCUGAAACAGACAAACGGCAAAAUCUGGAGGACACCACAACUAACAUGCAGACAUUGAUGCAUCUUUGGAGAGGAAACGUUGGAACAGGUAUGCUGGGAUUGCCUGAGGCGAUGAUGCAUGCUGGGAUUGUGGUAGGUCCAUUAGCACUAUUAGCAGUUGCGGGAAUCACAAUCCAUUGUAUGCAUCUGUUGGUCAAAUGUAGUAAUAUUUUAUCUCUGAGAACUGGAGUAAUUUCAUUGGGUUAUGGAGAAGUUGCGGAGGAGAGCAUCAGACGUCAUUUUCCAAAGAAAGCUCACCUUGGCAGACACCUUGUGAACUUUUUCUUGUGUAUCUCACAGCUGGGUUUCUGCAGUGUGUAUUUCGUGUUUAUUGCUAACAAUCUUCAGCAGGUCUCCAACGCUCUUGACGUUCAAUCGUGGAUGGCAAUUAUGCUUGUUCCGAUAAUCCUCUUGUCCUUCAUCCGGGACCUUCGCACCCUAGCUCCGCUCUCGAUGAUCGCUAACAUUUGCUGUGGCAUUUCCUUAGUUGUCAUAUUUCAGUACCUCAUUAGGAACAUUCAACAUACGGAGAAACUGCCAGGUUUCGCUGGAUGGUCGAACUUUCCCGUUUUCUUUGGAAUCGCUAUGUAUGCUUUUGAGGGAAUUGGCGUGGUUUUGCCAAUUGAAAACAAGAUGGCGACCCCUCAGGAUUAUCGUUUGGUUCUUAAUUUUGGUAUGGGAGUCGUCACAUUGCUGUUCUCGCUGCUAGGAAUUCUGGGAUACCUCUUUUGUCAAGACGAAUGUAGAGGCAGCAUUACACUGAAUCUUCCAAAUGAAGGAAUAUAUACAGGAGUAAAGUUGCUGUAUUCUACCUGUAUAUUUCUGACGUAUUUUAUUCAGUUUUACGUGCCGAUGUUGAUUCUCCAACCCCCGAUCCUCAAACAUGUACCUGAGGAAUAUCAAACAUGGGCUGACUACGGAAUCAGAGCGGCGACAGUUAUUCUAACAUGCAUCAUGGCAGUCAGUGUACCUCAACUGGAUAAUUUCAUCGCAUUGGUCGGCUCCGUUGGUUGCACAGCUUUGGCUGUUAUCUUCCCAAUUUUUAUUCAUGUCCUUACUUUAGCUUCAGAGGGCGACGGACGAAUUCCCACUUCUAUCUUCAUAAAGGAUGGAGUUAUCAUGGUGGCAGGCAUACUAAUGCUCGUGUUUGGUACUUACACCUCCGUAGCACGUAUCAUCGAACGAUACGAACAUGGACAAAAUUAAUCAUUGAACGUCAUUACGUCAAAAUUCGAAGGCUAACUAUUUAAAAAUAACUGAUUGGGUUAU